Molecule: messenger RNA, 1398 nt
Organism: Rhodotorula toruloides NP11
Lineage: Eukaryota; Fungi; Basidiomycota; Microbotryomycetes; Sporidiobolales; Sporidiobolaceae
Product: zinc finger, RING-type domain containing protein
Exons: 7
Coding region: 1-1398 (465 amino acids)
Source: RefSeq, a predicted model, not a curated record
AUGGCGUACCCAGUCGACCCAGGCAGGACUGUCACCUGGGCCAAGCACCCCGAAUGGGAGCAGGAGCUCGUCAGCAUCAUCGCCGCCCUCCCUCGCGACGACCAGAUCAUCGUCUUCGCGCCCGCCACGCACAGAAGCGCCCAGUGGAGGAGGGACAAACAAGAUCUACUGCAGGCAAUCACGGCCGACCUGUUCGACGCGCAUGGAGACCCCGACAAGGCGGCGAAGCAGGUCGCGAGUGUCCAGCGGAAACUCUCACAGCUUGCCAAGUGGUACUCUGGGCUUAUCCGUGAACUCGUCAACAACCCCGAAGAACGAGCGGCGCUUCUCGCCUUUCUUGGCUCGAAGUGCCCGACAUGGAUUCUUCUGCGGCCUGUCCUGCGCGACCACCCCGACUUCCAGUACUGGGACGAGAAUGCGACUCCUCCGGCUCCGCAAGCUGCGAACGACGAAGCGGCAGACCCUUACGACCCGAUGCAAGACGUCCGCUACCACGAUGCUGCCCAGCCAGCCCCCGCUCCCGCCGCACAACCAGCCCAACCCGUCGCCGGUCCAGCAUACCCAAACCCCGCUCUCGCACAUCUCUACGCCCCGAACCAGCUACCAAACCACGCCAACAACCAGCCCGCGACGCCCGUUGCUGCAGGACAGAAACGAGCGCGACGCGAUUCGGCUGAUGCGACGGAGGGAGAGGCGAGGGACGCGAGGCAGGCUGCGGCCGCGGCGGCGCUGAGAAGGGCUGAUCCGCUGGCGGCAGAGUUAUUCCCGACUCCGCCUGUCAAUCGGGCCCGGGGUAUCGCUCUGACUCCUCGAGCCCCGGCACCGCCCGCCGCUGCUCCCGCCCCUCCAGCUCCCGCUCCGCCUCCUCCAGCCCAACCCCCCGCUCAACCCGCUCCUCCUCCAGCCGCCCAACUCGCCCCCCUCGCCCGCGAAGACUCCCAACUCUUCGCCUCCUGCCCAAAAUGCGCCUUUCCGCUCCUCGACCUCUCCCCCUCCGAAGCCGAGACGCACCUCCGUUCUUGCCUCGACUCGAGCGGAGCGACGGUUACUGAGUGUCCGGUUUGUGGGAUGCUCAUGGACGGGUUCACCGAGGGAGAGGUGGAGAAGCAUGUGGAUGAUUGUUGUAAGGGUGUUGGAGGGUCGGGAUCGAAGGCUGCGAGGGAACACGUCGUCUUCAUCGCCGACUCCAAGACGGUCCCGAAGGACGAGAACACGGGCGCAGCACUCGAAUGCAUCAUGUGCUUCGACGAGUUCGAGCCGUCGCAGCGCCUCGCCCGCCUGUCGUGCUACUGCUGCUACCACGAAGCUUGCAUUGUCGAGUAUUGGCAGAACCCAAGCAAGUUCUGCCCCACACACAGGGAGCUCGACACGACGCAAGAGAUCGAGAUGAGGAGUUGA